CCAUACACCUAACACCUACCCUCUUUUCAUUUCAAGUUUUUUUAUAAGUUAUAACUGAAGUACUACUGUAAUAGCUUCAUUAGCUUCCUGAUUUUACUAAUUUCAUGCUUAGAACAAGGAUUGAAUUUGAUGAAUAAGCAAGAGUAACUUAUUAUACUGAAAUAUGUGACUUCUUUAAAGCAUUUAACAAGAGGCAAUAGAUUUGGAGAAGAAAAGGAACUUCAAUUCAUGUAGCAAAAAAGUUAAUUAACUUAAUCUGCAAAGUAUUAAAGAUACUUAAAACAACAGUUGAAAAGAUUAACUUUUUACUACACUAAAAGUACAAAUAAAAAAGGGGCAAUAGAUUUGAAGAAGAAAAAGAACUUCAAUUCAUGUCACAAGAGAGAUAAUUCACCUAAUCUGUAAAAAGAGGCAAUAGAUUUGGAGAAGAAAAGGAACUUCAAUUCAUGUAGCAAAAAAGUUAAUUACCUUAAUCUGCAAAGUAUGAAAGAUACUUAAAACAACAGUUGAAAAGAUAAACUUUUUACUACACUAAAAGUACAAAUAAAAGUAAGUAAUUUGCUAAAAACUUGAAUUGUAAUUAAUGGCUGAUGCAAUAUUAUUUAAAAACAACAUGAAACAUAGAAAUCACUCUUUCUUCUCAACUAAUUUGAUAUGAUUGAUUAUGAAAGUAAAGAAAAAUGCCUCAAGUAGGCUAUGUUGUAUUGUUUUAAUAAACAUAACAAUAUUUGAGCAAAAAGUUCAUCAAAUUAUAUUGAUAUACAUAACUUUUAAACCCCAAAUCCUACAAAAAUAUACUCACAAAGCCAGUUCACUAAUUCUAAUUAGUUUCUAGAUUGUCUGAUAAGUUAUGUCAGAAAUUGAAUGCAAAAAAAUGUUUAAGGUCACUAAAAAGCCUCGCCUUAAGUGCCCAAUAUGUAGAAAAAUGUUUUCAACUCUAUCAAAAAUGAAGUGUCAUAUAUAUUUACACACAGAUGAGCGUCCCUUUAGAUGUUUGACAUGUGAGAAAACAUUUACUAAUCUAAUUCAAGUAAAGAAUCAUUUGUUGACUCAUUCUGAUAAGCGUCCUUAUAAGUGCACUACAUGUGGAAAAUCAUUCCAAACCAAAAUAAAUAUGAAGAGACAUACAUUAGUACACACAGGAGAGAGGCCUCAUAAGUGCACUAUAUGUGGAAAAUCAUUCCAAACCAGUGGCAGUAUGAAGAUGCAUACAUUAGUACACACCGGAGAGAGACCUCAUAAGUGCACUACAUGUGGGAAAUCAUUCCAAACCAAAAAGAAUAUCAAGAUUCAUACAUUAGUACACACCGGAGAGAGACCUCAUAAGUGUACUACAUGUGGAAAAUCAUUCCAAACCAGGAGCAGUAUGAAGAUUCAUACAUUAGUACACACCGGAGAGCGACCUCAUAAUUGUACUACAUGUGGGAAAUCAUUCCAAACCAGGAGCAGUAUGAAGAUUCAUACAUUAGUACACACCGGAGAGAGACCUCAUAAGUGUACUACAUGUGAAAAAUCCUUCCAAACCAGGAGCAGUAUGAAGAUUCAUACAUUAGUACACACUGGAGAGAGACCUCAUAAGUGUACUACAUGUGGAAAAUCAUUCCAAACUAAAAAAGAUAUGAAGAGACAUACAUUAGUACACACUGGAGAGAGACCACAUAAGUGUGCUACAUGUGGAAAAUCAUUCCAAGACAAAAAGGAUGUGAAGAUUCAUACAUUAGUACACACCGGAGAGAGACCUCAUGGAUGCACUACAUGUGGAAAAUCCUUCCAAACCAAGAGCAUUAUGAAGAUUCAUACAUUAGUGCACACCGGAGAGAGACCUCAUAAGUGUACUAUAUGUGGGAAAUCCUUUACAACCAGUGGCGAUUUGAAGAAACAUACAUUUGUACACACCGGAGAGAGACCUCAUAGAUGCACUACAUGUGGAAAAUCCUUUACAACCAGUGGCAGUAUGAAGAGACAUUCAUUAGUACACACUGGAGAGAGACCACAAAGAGCUCUACAUGUGGAAAAUCCUUCACAACCAACAGGAAAAUGAAGUAACAUACACUAGUACACACCGGAGAGUGGCCGCUUAAGCACUACAUGUGGAAAAUCCUUCACAACACAACCAGUAGCCAAAUGAAGAAACAUACAUUAGUACACACCGGAGAGUGGCCGCUUAAGCACUACAUGUAGAAAAUCCUUCACAACACAACCAGUAACCAAAUGAAGAAACAUACAUUAGUACACACUGGAGAGACACCACAAAUGUUUAUUUAACAUUUAACAACUGUUAAUUUCAUGUUGUUUUACAAUGCUUAGUUGUAUCUUUGACUAUCAAUACAACUUCAGUACCGGUUUUACGGUAACCAAUAGUCAAUGAUUGUAUCAAAGGUUGUAUCUAAGACUGUUUAUUUCUUUAGAUAAAUUUUUAUUCUUAUAUAUAUUUAUGACAACUGAGAACUUUGAUGUAAUGCAGAGGGUCGAGGUUCUUUCCAGAGCUAUUAUGUUAUUAUUGUGCAUUGCCUUAAUCCAGAAAACCCGUAUGUAGUGUGGAUUUAUCAAUUUUACUGUAAUAUAUUUUAUUGAUAACAUGAGGUGGAUUUAUGUAUUGAGUCCACAUAAAAUCUUGAAUUAGGAUAAACCUACAAUAUAAAUUACAUAUCUCCCAUAAUCAAACUUAUAUAUUGAUUUUUAAAUGUUUGUUAAUUUUUAUACAAGUAGUAAAAAUAAAAAGGUAUGAACUGCUUUA
Macrosteles quadrilineatus (aster leafhopper) is the source of this 2737-nucleotide messenger RNA. RefSeq names its product zinc finger protein 85-like. The record is from RefSeq and is a predicted model, not a curated record. NCBI's taxonomy places the organism in Eukaryota, Metazoa, Arthropoda, Insecta, Hemiptera, Cicadellidae. The transcript is spliced from 4 exons. Bases 851 to 2041 code for a protein of 396 amino acids.